Molecule: messenger RNA, 4179 nt
Organism: Syngnathoides biaculeatus (alligator pipefish)
Lineage: Eukaryota; Metazoa; Chordata; Actinopteri; Syngnathiformes; Syngnathidae
Gene: tbx18
Product: T-box transcription factor 18
Exons: 8
Coding region: 118-1584 (488 amino acids)
Biological process (GO): morphogenesis of embryonic epithelium; somitogenesis; cell fate specification
Cellular component (GO): nucleus
Molecular function (GO): RNA polymerase II cis-regulatory region sequence-specific DNA binding; DNA-binding transcription factor activity, RNA polymerase II-specific
Source: RefSeq, a predicted model, not a curated record
GUCAGACGAGGAGAAACUUUGCAGCACUCAAGACUCGGGCACAUUUUUGGCGAACCUUCUCCAUCUUCUCCGAACCGGAGGUUCUGUUGACUGGCAGCCGCCGUCGGGAUCCGAGUCAUGGCCGAGAAGCGGCGCUCGCCGUGCGCGCUCAGCGUCAAGGCGCACGCCUUCUCGGUGGAGGCGCUCAUCGGGGCCGAGAAGCGGCGCCGGACGGCCGGGGAAGGCGCUACGCCGCCCGCCAGCCCGGAGCCGGACCCCGAACCUCGGCAGGCGGAAUACGCCAGCGACGGAUCCCAGAGCGAGGACGCCCUGGCGGAAAGCCCGCAGCCCGCAACCCUUCGCCGGGACGCCGGCGAGCAGGAGCCGCGCGUGGACCUGCAGGGAUCCGACUUGUGGAAACGCUUCCACGAGAUCGGCACCGAGAUGAUCAUAACAAAGGCCGGGAGGCGGAUGUUCCCUGCCAUGCGUGUGAAAAUGUCCGCUUUGGACCCGCAUCAGCAGUAUUACAUCGCCAUGGAUAUCGUCCCCGUCGACAACAAACGAUAUCGGUACGUGUACCACAGCUCCAAGUGGAUGGUGGCGGGCAACGCCGACUCGCCGGUGCCGCCCCGGGUCUACAUCCACCCGGACUCGCCAGCCUCAGGGGAGACGUGGAUGCGGCAGGUGGUCAGCUUCGACAAGCUCAAGCUCACCAACAACGAACUGGACGACCAGGGACAUAUAAUCCUACACUCCAUGCACAAGUACCAGCCGCGGGUACACGUGAUCCGCAAGGAGUACGGCGACGAGUUGUCCCCGGUCAAGGCCGUGCCCGCCGGGGAGGGCACGCGCACCUUCUCCUUCCCUGAGACCGUCUUCACCACCGUCACCGCGUACCAGAACCAGCAGAUAACCAGGCUGAAAAUCGACAGAAACCCUUUUGCCAAAGGAUUCAGAGACUCUGGAAGGAAUCGGAUGGGCCUGGAGGCCCUGGUGGAGUCGUACGCCUUCUGGCGGCCGUCUUUGCGGACGCUGACCUUCGAGGACAUCCCCGGUAUGGCCAAACAAGGAAUCCCAGGAUCCCACGGGGGUGUCGGGGCAUCACCCCACUUGCUCUCGCCCUCGCCGUGCUCGUCGCCCUUCCAGGUGUGCCCCCUGAGCCCGAGCGACUUCACCUGCAGCCGCCCGGCCCUCCCCCUCCACCGCUACGCCACGCCUCCGGAAACCUUCCCGCCGCCCCGGGGCCCGGUGUCCUUUGAGGGGGACCCCUUUUCCGGCCUCCCGCUCCCCACGUCGCAACUGGGCUACCUAUCUGGCCACGCCCCGCAGGGUUACGCCGGGCUCCGCCUUCACACGCCUCCCUACGGCCUGUACGGCUACACCUUCCCGCCGUCGCCCCGCCUGGCCUCCAGCCCGGACAAAAUGAGCGGCGCCGCUAACCAUCAGAGCUCCCCGCUGGGCUCGUCACCUAGCGGGACCCAAACUGACAGCCUCGGCGUGCUCGCCGCCGGACAGCAGGGUUUCGUGUUCGACUCUCGGACCUUGGGGCUAGCGGGGAGCUCGUUGGGGAGCGGAAGCUCGCAAGUCGCCGCCCACCUGGGGUGAAACUGGUCACCGAAACAUUCAUCGAGAAUGACGCUCAGGGGUCAGGAACGCUUCAAACGUCAGAUGAAGAGGGUGUCCUGACAAGGGUGAGCCUGAGAGUAUCACAGGUGAUCUCCGGCCGAGAGACGACGUGGACCAUGGACUGGUUGCUACCGGGUCGCAGUCGAAUGACGCCAUCGCGUGAUGAUAAAACAUCCAUCCGUCUUCUGUCACGCUUAUCCUCAUUGGGGUGAGUUCAAGCAUGUCUCAACUGGUUGAGACCGGACUCCACCCUGGACUGGUCCAGAGCCGUUCGCGGUGACAAUACAACAAUUGGGGUGAAAACUGGAAGUUGUCAUGGAAGGAGCAUUGAAGGGAGCACUUUGUUGUUGUUGCUUGGGAGGAGACGCAAAACUUUGCUUCCUUUUCGACGGACAAGAUCCCGUAUUCCACAAUAUUUUAUAUAUACAUAUAUUUCUUUUUAAGUGACAAGCAUCGAAUGAGCCAUCUUUCAAGCCGGUCUGACACAGCAGAACAAAGUGCCCAAUUCCAAUUCAACCCCCGUUAUCUCAUUUUACUUGUAUUUAUUUUGUCAAUUUCAAAUGAUACAUACCAUACCUCGUAUGGCUGCCUGAAACACGUGUACACGCAUAAACGGCGCGUCUUGUUCUGUAAGCGGCAACAAAAAGCGAGCAAAUGACAAUACAUCCAUCCAUCCAUCCAUUUUCUUCACCGCUUAUCCUCGCGAGGGUCAGAGGGAGUGCUGGAGCCUAUCCAAGCUGUCAAGGGGCAGGAGGCAGGGUACACCCUGAACUGGUCGCCAGCCAAUCGCAGGGCACACGGAGACAAACAGCCACAAUCACACCGAGGGGCAAUUUAGAGUGUCCAACUAAUGUUGCAUGUUUUUGGGAUGUGGGAGGAAACCGGAGUGGGCGGAGGAAACCCACGCAGGCACGGGGAAAACAUACAAACUCCACACAGGCGGGGCCGGGAUCUAACCCGGGUCCUCACAACUGCAUGGCCAACAGAGCAAAACAAAAGUAAUUAAGUGCGAAACCUGGAAAAGAAUCCCACGAAUAAGCAGGGGUUUCCGUGAAUAAAGGCCGAUAGGUCCCACCCCCCCCCAAAAAAAAAACAAAUAUCCACCAAUGAUGCCAGGGUCCACAGGUUAAGCAUCUAAUGUACCAAAUUUAGAACAUAUUUAAUGGUCCUUAUGUUGUAGUUUGGAUUUGUGUUAUGCGGGCAGACGCAGGUGCGCAUCUGUCACCGCCGACGUCGAGCUGGCAUUGACGUGCGGCUAUGUGACACCUGCGCGCGUUACGCUUGCAAAUCCCUCACGUAUCAGAUUUGAAGCCGCAUUUGGAACGCGCCCGAUUCCCAUGUGAGGAGAUCCGAUCCCGCGCGGUCACACUUCCGCGACGCGUUCUGCAUCCCGACUGCGCCGCUCGUGUUUCAGCCGCUGCGCCGAGCAUUCCGGUGAUGUCAAGUUCGCGGCGACAAUUUCCCCAUCUAUGAGUUUCUCCUGGGCUACCACGAAGACAACUGUAGUUGUAUCGCUUGAAUCAUACAGCGCCAAUCCAGCACACAUCAAAUCAAACUAUUUGCAUUAAUCAGAAGGUCGAUAGUAUGCGUUGUACGCCGGACUUGGACAAACAAAGCAGCUGCUUGUACGUCUUUUCACACUGCGUGUGUAUAGUGGCAAGAAGGAGAUUACAGAACGGGGGGCCGGGGGGGAUCUGUGGCAUUUACGCACCUGCUACCCAACCUUGAACUUUAAUUUUUUUUUUUUUUGGUCAUCAGACUCUUUUUAUACACACGCUCUUGGCCCAAUAAUAUAUUGCACACACACAUUUAUUUACAGUAACAUCUUUUGUGCGGAAGUAAACGCAAUUGCUGACAUGUUAUACCCCACUUUUUUUUUUUUUUCUAAAUCUCAAUCAAUCAAUUACAUACAAGGUUUACCUUAUGAACAUUGACUUGUGGUCCGUCUUAAUGUGCGUUGAAGACGCUGGCCUGUUCCCACCAGAAUCUAGGAAAAACAAAAAAGUGCCAUCAGAAGAAAUACUUUAUGGAUUAUGAAUAAAGGAGGGCCUUGGUUCACAACUGUGCUAACCUCAAUUACCAUCCUACUUGGCAUUUUCCAUUUGUUUUAUAUUUAUUUGUCCUGUCAUGUCAUUAUCCAAGCCGCUGAUCCUCACAAGGGUUGCGGGAAAGCCGGAGCCUAUCCCAGCGAGCUUCGGGCGAAAGGCGGACUACACCCCGAACUGGGAUAUCGAUUCCACGCUGCCCACACAAAAGGCAGGCGCGUGUAACACUACAGCAUCAGUGACUCCUAUAUUUAAUUGCGUUUCAAACAAAUAUUGACUGUGGUACGUGGCCUCCCUCUAGUGGUACACGAAAGAAUCACCCAAUUAAAUUCACCAAGUGAUGAAAGCUUGUUGCAAUGCGUACAAGGAGUCUAAACUGUUUUCUUUUCAAUACAGUACAUAAAGUACAGUACAUUACGUCCAGUUCCGUUGUGUAUAACCUUGAAAUACAAUACAUUUGCAUUUAAUCUUGUAAAACUCAACAUUUAUGAACGUACAAUUUUUAUUGAACUUAUGUCAUGUGCAAUAC